CGCCCAGCAUCGCUCGGACCCAGCGGCCUUCGGCCUCGGCGGCUCGGCUCGGCUUCCAAGUUCCAAGUCAAGUCGUCUCUCACACUCGCCACCUUCCUGGCAUAAACCGCGGACAGCGCAAGCAUAGAGUCCCCAGGUCUGGUCAGCGCGGCCAUCUUUCAUUCACGUUUGCAGUGUGAGUGUUUCUUGAUUCUCUUCAUCCUUUUGUUGCUUCGUUGCUACGGACGCUGUCAUCAUCACUCAUUACCUGUCCACUAGUCAGUCUCAGAUUUCUGAGCUCAGACGCCUACCAAUUUGUCCGUUCCCACACUAACGCUCCCCAAAAUUCCGACUGAUUCCUCCACCUCUUCCGAGUUCCCCAGAAUCCCCAGUUUGAUGCUGCCCACCGAUUGGAUCUUGUUCGAUUUCUCCGUUCUGCAGAUCCUGUGCGCAUCCGCUCCAGGGAGUAGUAGCCCUUGCUCGGCUUCCUUCCUCCCCCACCGAUGCUCAGAUCGUUCAAUCCGCGCCGAUUCUGAGUUCUUGGCCCUACCCGGCGUCAAAGUCUAGAGCUUCAAUUUCCAGGCAAAGAUUGGGGAUUCCUGCUCGUGGUCGUGGCGAUGGAGUUCGUGGCGUCCAUCAUCGACACGGUGUUCCGGCCGCUCAAGGACUACUUCGCGCGGACCGUCGGCUACGUCAUGUCCUGCGGCGACUACAUCGACGCGCUGGGCCACGAGAUGAACGAGCUCAAGAGCAAGCGCGACGACGUCAAGCGCAUGGUCGACGCCGCCGAGCGCCAGGGCAUGGAGGCCACCAGCCAGGUCAAGUGGUGGCUCGAGUGCGUCGCCCUGCUCGAGGACGCCGCCGCGCGGAUCGCCGACGAGUACCAGGCGCGCCUGCACCUCCCGCCCGACCAGGCCCCCGGGUACAAGGCCACCUACCACCUCAGCAAGCAGGCCGACGAGGCUCGCGACGAGGCUGCGGGCCUCAAGGAGAAGGCCGACUUCCACAAGGUCGCCGACGAGCUCGUGCAGGUCCGCUUCGAGGAGAUGCCGAGCGCGCCGGUCCUCGGCAGGGACGCGCUGCUCCAGGAGCUCCACACCUGCGUCCGGGACGGCGGCGUGGGCAUCGUCGGCAUCUACGGCAUGGCGGGGGUCGGCAAGACCGCGCUGCUCAACAAGUUCAACAACGACUUCCUCAUCAACUCCCAUGACAUCAAUGUCGCCAUCUACAUCGAGGUCGGCAAGGACUUCGAUCUCAACGACAUCCAGAGGAUCAUCGGCGACCGCCUCGGUGUGUCUUGGGAGAACCGGACACCCAAGGAGCGCGCCGGUGUGCUCUACAGGGUGCUCAGCAAGAUGAACUUUGUGCUGCUGCUGGACGACGUUUGGGAGCCACUCAAUUUCAGGAUGAUUGGCAUCCCGGUGCCCAAGCACAACUCCAAGAGCAAGAUCGUGUUGACAACGAGGAUCGAGGAUGUGUGCGACCGAAUGGACGUCCGCCGCAAGCUCAGGAUGGAUUGUCUUCCCUGGGAGCCCGCGUGGGAGCUCUUCCGUGAGAAGGUUGGCGACCACCUGAUGGGUGCUAGCCCUGAGAUCCGGCAGCAAGCGCAGGCGCUGGCCAUGAAGUGUGGCGGGCUGCCCCUCGCGCUCAUCACUGUUGGCCGGGCGAUGGCCAGCAAGCGCACUGCAAAAGAGUGGAAGCACGCCAUCACUGUGCUAAAGAUUGCCCCAUGGCAGCUUCUUGGCAUGGAGUUUGAUGUUCUUGAGCCUCUCAAGAAGAGUUAUGAUAACCUGCCCAGUGACAAGCUAAGGCUCUGCCUGCUAUAUUGCUCACUGUUCCCAGAGGAGUUCUCUAUUUCCAAGGAUUGGAUCAUAGGCUACUGCAUCGGUGAAGGUUUCAUAGAUGACUUGUAUACUGAGAUGGAUGAAAUAUACAACAAGGGGCAUGACCUUCUUGGUGAUCUCAAGAUUGCCUCUUUGCUGGAGAAAGGCGAAGAUGAGGAUCACAUCAAGAUGCAUCCUAUGGUCCGUGCCAUGGCUCUGUGGAUAGCAUCGGAUUUUGGCACCAAGGAGACCAAAUGGCUUGUUCGUGCUGGAGUUGGGCUGAAGGAGGCACCAGGCGCAGAGAAAUGGAAUGAUGCUGAGCGGAUUUCUUUCAUGCGGAACAACAUUCUUGAGUUGUAUGAGAAGCCUAAUUGCCCCUUACUGAAGACUUUGAUGCUACAAGGCAAUCCUGGGUUGGACAAGAUAUGCGAUGGCUUCUUCCAAUACAUGCCAUCUCUCAGAGUGUUAGAUCUGUCGCAUACUUCUAUCAGCGAAUUACCUUCAGGGAUCAGUUCAUUGGUUGAGCUGCAGUACCUGGAUUUGUAUAACACAAACAUCAGGUCACUUCCAAGGGAGCUAGGAUCUCUAUCAACUCUGCGGUUCUUGCUUCUCUCACAUAUGCCACUGGAAAUGAUCCCGGGUGGUGUUAUAUGCAGCCUCACAAUGCUGCAAGUUCUGUACAUGGAUCUCAGCUACGGAGAUUGGAAGGUUGGUGCAAGUGGGAAUGGUGUUGAUUUUCAAGAGCUUGAGAAUCUGCGUAGGCUCAAGGCGCUGGACAUCACAAUACAAUCUGUUGAGGCCCUGGAACGGCUGUCACGGUCAUAUCGUCUUGCUGGUUCCACAAGAAACCUACUGAUAAAGACAAGCUCCAGCCUGACGAAGAUAGAGCUUCCUUCGAGCAACCUGUGGAAGAACAUGACUAACCUGAAGAGAGUGUGGAUUGUGAGCUGCAGCAACUUAGCUGAGGUAAUCAUUGAUAGCAGCAAAGAAGCUGUUAAUAGCAAUGCGCUCCCCCGUUCCAUCUUGCAAGCUCGGGCAGAACUUGUCGAUGAAGAGCAGCCAAUCCUUCCAACCCUACAUGAUAUCAUCCUUCAGGGACUCCAUAAGGUAAAGAUCAUCUACAGAGGCGGAUGUGUACAGAAUCUAGCAUCAUUGUUCAUCUGGUAUUGCCAUGGCCUGGAAGAGCUGAUUACUGUCAGCGAAGAGCAUGACAUGUCGGCAAGUGGCGGUGGACAAGGUUCAGCAGCGUUUAGAGUCAUCACACCCUUCCCCAACCUCAAGGAACUGUAUCUCCAUGGCUUGGCAAAGUUCAGGAGGCUGAGCAGCAGUACAUGUACACUGCACUUCCCAGCGCUGGAGAGCCUGAAAAUUAUCGAGUGCCCGAAUUUGAAGAAGCUGAAACUUUCUGCUGGAGGACUCAAUGUGAUACAAUGCACCAGGGAAUGGUGGGAUGGGCUGGAGUGGGAUGAUGAGGAAGUCAAAGCUUCUUAUGAUCCAUUGUUCCGCCCAUUGCACUGAAUUCAGUUUUGGUUGCUAGAGAUUCUGUUAUUUUAGAGAUUGCUCUUCCCCGUGGAUACAACAGAUCGCGUGAAUUCAGAUAUUGCUAGUCUGCAGUGGGUGUAAUCUUUUCUUAUUUGAUUUGAUCGUUUGUGUAGUUCAGGAUUGCUGGGCUGUGUUGUCCAUCUUGUAAAUACAAGUUGGGCGAUUCUAUUUUUUUGCACAGCCCGUGUUCUAGAAAUACAGAAUGAUCAAUUAGCAUGUGUGGCAGACUGGCAGCCAGGAAACUAGCAAAUGUAACUAUAGAGUUCUCCAGAACAGUAUGACUGGUGGAUACCAGUACAACCGUUUUCUCAAAUUCUCUGUUUCUGCUUUCUUUGAGAAA
Messenger RNA from Sorghum bicolor (sorghum), 3684 nucleotides. Its product is annotated as probable disease resistance protein At1g12280. Gene Ontology annotation, molecular function: protein binding; ADP binding. The transcript has a single exon. The record is from RefSeq and is a predicted model, not a curated record. NCBI's taxonomy places the organism in Eukaryota, Viridiplantae, Streptophyta, Magnoliopsida, Poales, Poaceae. The coding region runs from base 597 to 3320 and encodes 907 amino acids.